UCCUGCAGGAACAAUAAUUAGACUCCUGCUAAAGUAAAAGAACAAUAAGUUCAGUUUCGUCAUCAUGGCUUCCAAAUGCAUCUUGAAGGAGCUUAAGGAUUUGCAAAAGGAUCUUCCCACUUCUUGCAGCGCCGGUCUUGUGGCUGAGGACAUGUUUCAUUGGCAAGCAACGACUAUGGGACCCCCUGAUAGCCCAUAUGCAGGAGGUGUAUUCCUUGUUACCAUUCAUUUCCCUCCUGACUAUCCUUUCAAACCACCUAAGGUUGCAUUUAGGACUAAGGUCUUCUACCCGAAUAUCAAUAGCAAUGGAAGCAUUUGUCUUGAUAUCCUCAAAGAAAAAUGGAGUCCAACCCUUACUAUCUCUAAGGUUCGACUUUGUUAUCUUGCAGGAACAAUAAUUAGAUCCCUGACACGUAUAUUGCGCCAUAUGGCUUCUGAGUUGAAUUUGGAUAUGCGGAGUGAUGGAUUUGUGAAGGUUCAUGAUCUUUUAGAGCUAAACUUGAAGACAUUUGCUAAUAUUCCCUUGAGCUCACAUAUUGUUGAUGAGAUUAAGGAGGCUGUUAGAAAGGAUAAUAAGCAGCGUUUUAGCCUCUUGGAAGAAAAUGAGGAACUUUUGAUACGUGCAAACCAAGGCCACUCAACAACGGCAACUAUCCUCGUUUAUCUUGCAUAG
Molecule: messenger RNA, 673 nt
Organism: Rosa rugosa (rugosa rose)
Lineage: Eukaryota; Viridiplantae; Streptophyta; Magnoliopsida; Rosales; Rosaceae
Product: ubiquitin-conjugating enzyme E2 28-like
Exons: 5
Coding region: 65-673 (202 amino acids)
Biological process (GO): tRNA splicing, via endonucleolytic cleavage and ligation
Molecular function (GO): tRNA 2'-phosphotransferase activity
Source: RefSeq, a predicted model, not a curated record